Messenger RNA from Branchiostoma floridae (Florida lancelet), 6171 nucleotides. RefSeq lists its product as uncharacterized. Gene Ontology annotation, biological process: cell surface receptor signaling pathway; G protein-coupled receptor signaling pathway. The transcript has 10 exons. The record is from RefSeq and is a predicted model, not a curated record. Bases 1102 to 4620 code for a protein of 1172 amino acids. NCBI's taxonomy places the organism in Eukaryota, Metazoa, Chordata, Leptocardii, Amphioxiformes, Branchiostomatidae. Gene Ontology annotation, molecular function: protein binding; G protein-coupled receptor activity. Gene Ontology annotation, cellular component: membrane.
GGUCAGUUGUAUUUGGAGACGAUCGAAAAAAUGUUACUUGGUGAGAAAGGUUGGUGGGUGUUGAAAUCACAUGUAGCUUAUUGCUCGUGGUCAGCUGAUCAACAUUUUGUCUAGUGGCCACAUGUCUAUAGUGGCCAGAUUUCCCCACUCCCAUAAUUGGCCGCUAUAGACACGUAUAUAGUGGCCAGGAAAGGGCAUCUGAACGUGACAUAUAAGGUGCAGGUAUACAGGGGAAGUUUAGUGAGCUUUAGAUACAGGUCCGGAUCUGUAACUGUACCUGAACAACUUAUAACAGUGAACUGCAGUUUUCAUUCAGGAUAUGUAACGAUACAAGAACAGUAUACUGAAUGUUAUUCUAUGCCUAGUUACGUAUAUGCAAGGUACCUUCUCGUUACGGGUUAUAGCAUUGCAGUUUCUUCCAAAUGUUUGACAUAUGUCAAAUCUGUAAAGGGCAUAAUUGCGAAUUUCUUUCCACAGACCAAUUUAAAUAUUUUUUGCUUCUUAUUCGUAAGCAAGUGAUGUGAUAUUAAUUAUCUUAGGUCUAAUUUAUUGUCCCGUAGAAAGGCACCGAAUUUCAGAAACACAGAAGAAUUGAACAAGAAGUUUGGGUAUGAAACUCUACCCUGUUGCUCGAUUUUCAGUGAUUAGAUAUUGCACAGUGAUUCAGAAAAAACAUUUUGGUAUUGAAACUAUGAUGGUAUAUACUGGCUAGGAAAGUGCAUCUAAAUGUAACCAUAAGACGCAGGUACAGGAGAAGUUUUUUGAGCUUUAAAUAGUGCACAGUGAUUGAAAAAAAAACGGCCAUAGUUCUGUCAAAAAUCGCCCGUCGAGCUCUAUUCCUCAUGCGUGAUGCUAGUUGCAUACAUACCUCCAUGAAACAUUAAUGAAAGACUGUUACCGGCAGGUGGCUGGGUGGAGACCGACCCGACAUGGGUGACACCGGACCUAUGGGAGGGGGGUGACGGACUCCGACGGGUUGCUUGGUACGUCUUGGACUCCAACAUCCAGACGACUUGGAGACGUGGAGACGAGGACGCCACCUGGCAGCUGACGUUUGAUCUGCAGACGUCCUUGACGCUUUCCAGAAUUCGCAUUUGGUACAUGCAUGAUGUCAACAUGCAUGGCUUGUUGCAUUUGGACGGUACAGUCAUGGUUAUGACAGGAGAGCAAUGGAUCACUGUGCCACACGACACACACUUCAGGAGUGACAAACAACUGUCUAACACACUUCAUCUGAGAGGAAUUGACCUGACUGGGCUCCUCACCACAGGACAGUUUUGGCGCCUGGAGUUCCCGAAUGAGUAUCGUAGACCAAUCGGCGAGGUCAAGUUUCUCCAAGCUUGCUCCGGAUUUGAGAGGACGGUGUGUACAGACGGUAACUGUGAUGUCCAUGAGGUGAUCUGUGACGGCAUAGUGGACUGUGACGAUGGGAGCGAUGAAGAAAACUGCGAUAAAGAGAUCUGUCCUAGUGGAGUCGCCAUCAACAAGGCAGAGGUGUGUGACGGUAAUGACGACUGUGGAGACAAUACAGACGAGCAGAACUGCUGCGAGCGGCAAGGUAGACUGGCCUGCAGCGAUGGACAGUGUCUAGAUGCACAAAAAAUGUGUACGGAAACCCACAUUCCCUGCUAUGGUCAUCCGAGUAAACAGUAUGCUAGAUGUGACGAUGAGGAGGAUUGUUUGGAUGGCAGUGACGAGUCCUGCUCACCGUCUGCCUGUGACAAUGGAGCCCUGUUUCAUCAGCUUUCUCGGUGUGACGGCAGAGACGACUGUGGGGACAACAGUGACGAGCAGAACUGUGCAUGUUACUAUGGGAGAGACAGAGGGACAAGCUACAGGGGCCUUGCAAACCGGGACAACUCCUGUCAGUUCUGGACAUCUCAGUACCCCCACACCCAUAAACACACUCCCCAGGCCUACCCACGGGCAGGGCUGGAACGGAACUACUGUCGGAACCCGGACGGGAAGGACAGGCCGUGGUGCUACACAAACAACCCGCUCAUCAGGUGGAUGUACUGCGAGGAGGUCUUCACCUGUGACGCCCCACCGACGCGAUGCUUCUACGCAGUGGAUAAGGGAAGGAGUUACGUAGGGCGAUCUAACAGGGCAGGAGACCGGGUGUGUCAGAGAUGGGACUCCCAGUCCCCACACAGUCAUCCCCACACACCACAGUCUCAUCCUGAUGCCGGCCUCGAGGGAAACUUCUGCCGUAACCCUGACAACAAGGAGCGGCCCUGGUGCUACACCACGGAUGAGUCGCAGAGGUGGGACUACUGUGAGGUGAUGGAAUGUGCUGAGCCUUUCUCUCCAGAGUCUGAUGGCCAGGAAUGCCAUACAGACUACUCAUGUGCAGAUUAUUUAGGAACAUUACGACUUUGCUACUGUGACAAAGACUGCAGCUUUUUCGGCGACUGCUGCCAAGACUUUGAAGGAAGCAGCGAAUCCCAGACGCCGUCUGACCAUCACCAUCUGAAGUGGGACUGUGUGUCUGGCUUUUCUCGUCGCUUCCUUGAAUACCCUGGAAAGAAAGAGUCCUAUUGGAUGUUUGCUGACUGUCCUGAUGAAUGGACGGAUGACGUCACAAGGGAUAAGUGUUUAAAACAAGUGGACCCCUUUAACCCAAGUGAGCUAGUCCAUAGAAUGCCUGUGGAGGACGCUUCAAAAAUCCCCUACAGAAACAUAUUCUGUGCAAUUUGUAACAAUGUGUCUUUAACAGAAACAAUUCCUUGGGAGUCGCAAGUUGAGUGUACAGGGAUUCUCGAGUUGUCUCCACAAAUCCCUUGGGGUUCCCAAGAAUAUAACAGCAUCUUUGAAAGUAGUGACGAAUAUUGCUUUGGAACGAAAACUAUAGCGUUUGUCCCUUUAGACAUAUCGCAUGCGAGACGAUGUAUUCAGGUUGACAUUUUAGAAGAGAGUUGUGAUAUCUCCUCCUGUAAGUCCUACAGUUACCCAAUAGGCACUGGGUAUAAGAUUUACAAAAAUGUUCACUGUGCUCUUUGUGAAGGAUUGUCUCUUCCGGCAACCGCAAACCUUAAGUGUGCUUCAGUUGUGGAUACAAUAUCUCGAGUUAAUUGCGUAAUAUGGAACAACUGUCCUUCAAGAUUCUCACUAACUAAUCUGUUCAACUUCAAUGCCUAUGGAAGUGGUGGAAACAGUCCCAAUCAAUGUCCUUCCGACACUUUAUACGAUCCUUUUGCAGACACAUGCUGGUUGUUCUCGUCCUCCCGUAGAACUCACGGCUCAUUAAACAAUACCACUCGCUUCCAAAACUGCAGCGAACCCGCUCUGACAUUCACAGCGGAAGAGUUCCGUGUCCUUCCCAAUGGUAGCGUCCACCUGUUGAGUUCUAACGUGUCCUGUCCAGCUGAGCAGGUGGCCAUUCUGAACACAACAGCAUCGAUCUGCGGGGAGUGCAUUCUGCAGUACUUCUCAAACAACACACAGACAGCUAACCCUUGGGACGCUAACCAGGGCUGGUUAACCCUGGGGCUUGUGAUAGUGUCCGCUGUAGCAGUGUUUGGUUACGUAGUUCACAAUAUCAGGUCUGGCCAGUGGGAGAAAGUCCCAGAAAAGCUGAAGGUUCAGAUGUUGGUAUGCAUGGCGUUUGCUGAAGUCUUGUUUAUGGUACGUGUGAGGGUCCCUAUCGGACCGGCUUGUGCAGCGUUCGCGAUAAUUCUUCACUACUUUCUGUUGACGGCCUUCACAUCAAUGAACGCGCUUGCCAUGGACCUCUUUCUAACGUUUCGUGAUGCUUUAGAAAGAGCAAAGCUAUACAAGUACCUGUUGUACACAUGGCUGAUGCCGGUCCCUAUAGUUAUAGUGACCGUGAUUGUAGAGUUCGGCAGUUCGGUCAGUGUGGGGUACGGAGAGAACUGUUGGAUCGGCAAUCCGGUAGCCAACCUGCUGGCUUUUGGAGUCCCUGUCUUCAGCGCCAUUCUGGUCAAUGCUGUCUUGGCCACUUUUGUCUUGCUGGCCAUACGGAAGUCAUUUGAGAUAGCCGACAAGGCAAAGUCACGUUCGAACAGCAGCAAGGCUUGGGUUUACUUGCGUAUCUGCUUCUUGACGGGGUUCACCUGGCUUCUCGGCUUCAUCUAUCCUUACGUCAACAGUCGAGCUGUCGAGUACAUCUUCAUUGUGCUGAAUGCUUCUCAUGGCCUUCUACUGGCCCUGAUACUGACAAUAACAUCGAAGGUGGUUAAGAAAUGGAAGGUGGUUAUCAGGGAACGCUUUGGUCUGGCUGAACCUAACAAAGACAAUAGAGCAACCACCGCUGCCAUGAAGCAGAGGACCACCGCAACGGCGUGUGAGACCAGCUCUUCUGCAGACAUACCUCUGACAACUUUCACUGAUGUGGAGGAGAACAGAGCACGCAUUCAGCUAGAUAGUCCAAAUAGGGCCAGUGGAUGUACUGCCACUGUUAGCAAUCGGAAGACCACAGCACGUGCUAAAGAAAUGCCCAAGACAACUUUGGCUGAUGUCGAAAAAACUGCACGCUCUCAUCUGGACAAGCCUCAACAGGACAACGGAGAAACCGCCGCUGCAAGCACCAAGCUUGCCUCCACAGGGGGAACUGACGCAGUUGCAAGCGGAAGUGACGUAUGGCAGGUGGAGGGGACGUAGUGACAGGUGGAGGUGACAUAGUGGCUGGUGGAAGUGACGUAAUGGCUGGUGGACGUGACGUAGUGGCAGGCGGAAAUGACGUGGCGACAGGUGGAAGUGACGUAGUGUCAGGCGGAAGUAACGUAGUGGUAGGUGAAAGUGGCGUAGUUGCAGGCGGAAGUGAAGUAGUGGCAGGUGGAAGUGACGUGGUGGCAGGGGAAACUGACGUAGUGGCAGGCGGAAGUGACGUAGUGGCAGGCGGAACUGACGUAGAGGUAGGUGAAAGUGACGUAGUGGCAGGCGGAAGUGACGUAGAGGCAGACGGAAGUGACGUAGUGGCAGGCGAAAUUGACGUAGUGGCAUACGGAAGUGACGUAGUGGCAGGCGGAAGUGACGUAGUGGCAGGUGGAAUUGACGUAGUGGCAGGCGGAAUUGACGUAGUGGUAGGUGGAACUGACGUAGUGCGUUCCAUGACCGCUCCGGAUAUAGAUGAAAAAGAGACUAGUUUCUAGUUUGAGCCGUUGACUUACUGACUUGACUUAUGUCAGGUAUCGCUCCUCCCCUGCCGCCCGAACCACUGCAGCAGCCCAAAAGACUCUGUCCAGCAUCGCCUUUUCCGUGCUGUCUGCCUCUAGUUCUGAGCCGUUAGAGACAGCAUUGACAGCAACAACAGCUUUAAGAUUCCUUGUACACCUUCCUAUUUCAAAGGGAAUCACUCAAAAUCUAAUCAGUGUCAACUAAUUAUAGCGUAAUAAAAAUCAAGCUCUAAUCUAGCCACAUGCAUUGCAUACUUUAAUUAUAAGGAGAAAGAGAGAGAGAGCUUUAAUGCGCGAUAUUUUAGCAGGUUCAAAGUACGGCAUCGUGUACAUACAUUACAGUUGAAUUAUUGUAAUCUCAAAUAAAUUAUGUACUUCAUGAAUAACAGUAAUUUUGCAUACUGAUAGUCCAGAACAUUAUGUUUUAAAGGAAAGUAUAUACAUGCUAUGCCAGCUGUAAUCUCUGUUGUACAGAGUUUAAUAUGGAUUAUGUUACAUACUACUAGAGAUAUGAAAAGCUCAUGAUAGUUUUUGUUUGUGCAAUAUUGUAACAAUUUUGUCGGUCUUAUCAUACAUUGGGCAAUCUAUUAUGAUCAAGGAAUUUGUUUUGAAUAUGAUUAUGACACCCUUGAAAAGUUUAACCAUUUUGAUAAAUAACUCGAUAAAAAGUUAUCGGCUCUUGCAAAAGAAAGAAAUUUGAUUCAAAAUGCCACGGAGUCAAAGGAUAAGAUAUGUAAAUAGGGCAUCAUUGAAAUAAUCAGACGACUUAUAUUGAAAGAAUAAGAAAUAGACUUUUAUUGCGAAUUCUUCAUUGUUCAUGGUGUAAUAAUUGGUGCAUGAAGAUUUUAGGAAAACGUUUCAACUGUUUUUGUACCAUAAAGACUUUGACAAGAGGUCCAAUAUUUGCAAGAUAAGAAUAUCAGUUAAACAGAGAUUGUGUAACUAUAGUAAACAAGAUGCAGUGGAAAUUAAUAUAAUUUUAUUCGUAAAUGUUUUCAUUACGAAGAUGACGGAAACAGGCCAUGUGAAACAGUAA